This is a messenger RNA of Platichthys flesus (European flounder), 2473 nucleotides long. RefSeq names its product hematopoietic progenitor cell antigen CD34. Gene Ontology annotation, biological process: cell adhesion. The transcript is spliced from 8 exons. Bases 107 to 1132 code for a protein of 341 amino acids. Lineage: Eukaryota; Metazoa; Chordata; Actinopteri; Pleuronectiformes; Pleuronectidae. The record is from RefSeq and is a predicted model, not a curated record. Gene Ontology annotation, cellular component: membrane.
AAGAGGAAACCCUGAACUGCUCAGGCUCAACCAGCCCCAGCCCUUUUUCUUUCUUUCCCUCUCUUUUCACCCGCACCCAUCGGACGUGUGCACGCUCGGGAGGAGAAUGGCAGCAUCAUGUGCAAAGAGAAACGAGGAGCCCCGCAAGAUGUUGGCGUUGGCGUUGCUGUUCGCCGCCUCACUCCUCAACGGAGGAGUCAUGGCACAGGAUGAGGAAAUCGUUGCGGUAACAGCCCCAUCACUGGACGCACCAGUACGAGGAGAUAUGCUUCCACAGACAACUCCAGAACCAGAAGAUCCACAGGUCAUGGUUUUCCCUACCCCGGGACCUCUCCAGCCGACUGAAAAGACCACAGCCGCUACAGAUGAGGCAGGAAACGCUGUGAACAGCAGCCCGGCGGCUCCAGGGGAGGAGGCUGGUGAGGGAACUCAGACCACUGCUGAGGCACAUACCGACAAACCUCAAGCCGAGGUCGCAGAUACCCCAGCACCUAUGCCAUCUAGAGGUGAUGGUCCCGGAAACGUUCCAGGGCCGGCGCCAAAUGAUGAUGUUGUGUGUGUCACCAAAGAGGCGGUGCAGAACAAAAACGCUGUCAGUCUGAAACUCAAGGCCUCCUCCAACUGUAAAGACACCAAACAGAAGAUUGAAAGUGUUGUGCAGGAGCUGUGUGGGGAGGACUGUAAGCUGGAGCUCUACCAGGAGGACAACUCCGAUGAAAUCCUUGUGGCUGGAAAAUAUGUGGAAGACGACAUCGCAGGCAUGGCCAACAAGUUUAACAAUGACAACAUCAAAGACAAGGUUGACGUGGAGGAAGCUCAUCCUCACUGGGGGAAGAACUCUAAGCUGGUCCUGGUUUCCCUGCUGCUGACCGGCCUGCUGCUGGCUGCUGCGCUGAUGGCUGGUUAUUACUUCAAGACCCACCGCAAGAGCUCCAAAGGAGUCCGACUGGCCGAGUCUUUCCAGGUGGAUGAGGAGAACCAGGCCAACACCCUGGUGUCCGUGGCCCCGCUGCCCCAGGAGCCCCUCGACAAGCCCACUCCCAACGGAGAGGCUGCACCUGAAAACGGGACCAGUCAGACCCCCACCACCAACGGACACUCCCAGACCCCGGUGGCCGACACGGAGAUGUGAAUCACGACACCCACAAGCCCUCCCUCACCGUCCUGUCCUACCAGUCACACACUGGGACCCACCACCCACAAACCCCUGUGCUGCCUCAGAGACUGUCCACACACUGAGACAAAUCCAACAUGAACCCACCCCGCUAGAUCCAGACACCCCCGCCCCCCACCCGCCCUCAACCUGUACCCCCCAGACGACGCUGAAAAGAACGACGAUAAAUGACAAUGCCUGUAAUGUGAAAACCACUGGCCCCUGCUGGUGUCAAGAGGAACCAACAGAUGCUGUUUGGCACUGGGACUGAUCCACAGGGCGCUGACUGGAACCUGUCGGCUGCCCUGACGUCAGUCUGGAAGUAAACAUUGUAGAAUCAGUGAAGUCAUGUCCCAUACAUGAUGCUGAACCCUGAUGAAGAAGCAGAACACGCUCAACUAGUUCAAUCCACAACUGUGUGGCUAUGAAACCAAUGAAGGCCAGGCAUAGGACAGAAGACCAGUGUCUGUACUGUUGUAAAGAAAAAGGACUGACGCUCACUGCUUGAUUGUUUUUUUUCUGUCUGUGUAAUUCAGGAAAUGAAGCCUCACUUUUUGCCUUAACUUUGCUGGGCCGAGAAUAUGUCAAACCAAUAAGAGACCGCAGAGUUUGAAUUGAUUGAAAGUUGUUGAUAUUCGCUCACAGAUAGUCAAACUUAGAGCAACAUGUACCAUUACUAAGAUUCUUCAUGGAAACCAAAGACCAGCUGACACAGUAUUAGCAAUGUAGGAAGUAGUUGAGAUAGCAAACAGACAGCAUCAUCUUUGGUUUUACAGGGGAAUUUAAUAAUGCUACCAAAGCUUCUCGUGAUGUGGAAAUGCGUCAGUGCUUCACUGACUAAAUAAAAAGAAAACUAAACAUUGGUAUUAAUACUUCAAAGUUUAAUUGGGAUCAUUUGCAAAGUACAUUUCUAUUUUUGUGUGGUUGCAUAGUGCUUUUUCACGAUGCCAUUAGUGUACAGUUCUGUUUUUGUUUUUUAAACAAUGUUAAAUUCUUCCUUCUUGUACCACUGCCUUUGUGAAUGGUGAAACCCUGCCAGCAUUUUUUUUUUUAUUAUUCUGAGACAAGGUCUUUUCAAGGUGCUAGACUGGUAAACAAAGUCACUACCAGGGAAUUCCUACACAACAUGCAGCAGGUUCAUCAUUCCAAAGACUGUCUCUUAUCUCCUUGUUGAUAUAAAAUGAAAACACAUCAGUGGUACACAUUUUUACACCUUUUUUUUUAGCUUCUCUUUAGAACUGGUUGCUUUCAUAAUGUACUGCAUGUGUAAAUAAGCCUGUUUUGUAGCCUGUAACUCCGCCUGAUUCAUAAACUGUGAUU